AGUGGAAAGUGCUAACAAAGUAAGUCUGCUACAAUGAAGGCAAUCAUUACUGUGCUGGCAGUGAUCAGUGCGAUAGUAGACGCCCAGCAAGUUCCUAGCAGGCAUCCUAACCGUGUGGUAGGUGGUCAAGAUGCAGAAGAAAGCUCUGCUCCCUAUCAAAUAUCGCUGCAGCUUGCCGAUAGGGGACACUUCUGUGGUGGUUCCAUUUUAAACGAACGCUGGAUUCUAACUGCUGCCCAUUGUAUUAAAGAAAUAGAUGCAGCAGAUCUCGAGGUGUUGGCCGGCACAAACAACCUGAAGGAAGGUGGCCAACGGUACAGAGUGGACCGACUGUUCUCCCACAGUCGCUACAAUCGUCCACAGUUCCACAAUGAUAUCGCACUGGUACACCUGGCGGCCCCAAUUCAAUUCUCUAGCAAAGUCAAGAGCAUCGAGUACUCAGAACAAGCCUUGCCAGCGAACGUUACUGUGCGAUUGACUGGAUGGGGUAUGCUAGAUGUCUGGGGUCCUUCCCCGACGCAGCUACAGACCAUUGAUCUUCGUACACUAACUAACAAGGAUUGUAAGGCCAAGCUUAUGCUAAACCCGCACAACGUGGACAUCGGACACGUCUGCACCCUGACUAAACAAGGCGAAGGAGCUUGCAAUGGCGAUUCUGGUGGUCCACUCGUGUUCGGGAACAAGCUGGUAGGUGUGGUAAACUUUGGCAUGCCGUGCGCUACCGGAAUGCCGGACAUGUUUGCGCGAGUGUCGUACUACCAUGACUGGAUACGCACCACCAUUGCCAACAAUUCUUAGAUCUG
This is a messenger RNA of Anopheles darlingi, 803 nucleotides long. Its product is annotated as chymotrypsin-2-like. The coding region runs from base 34 to 798 and encodes 254 amino acids. The transcript is spliced from 3 exons. The record is from RefSeq and is a predicted model, not a curated record. NCBI's taxonomy places the organism in Eukaryota, Metazoa, Arthropoda, Insecta, Diptera, Culicidae. Gene Ontology annotation, biological process: proteolysis. Gene Ontology annotation, molecular function: serine-type endopeptidase activity.